GACAUGUAUUUCACAUUGCGCGGUGCUCAGAUUGGAUGACGGACAUCAAGCGCGCGCGGGCAGAGGCGGCGCCAUGGCUUCCACCGAUCGUGCUGCGGGUAGCCCACUACGUCAACGCGCAAGAAGACGUACUGGCCUUUCUUCAUGCUAUGCCCGCGCACGCACGCGGUGUGGCCCUCGACGCGCUCGUGACGCUCUUGGAAGUAAGCACGAAUCUCUGGCCGGUCGCGUAUGGGUUUGUCUUGGCGAAAAUGGACGUCGCGACAGUGGCAAAGGCGCUUCCUGCGCUACGCAAAAUCUCGAUCUGCGAGGGCACCGAAUCGACCGCCAUCUGCGAGCGCACGCCACUGCCGCCGACAAUCGACGUCGACGCUCAUGUGCACGCCCCGCACCAGCUCUCUGUCACAUUUGGCAGCUGGGUCCGCAACAUCUCGGCCCUUUCGAUCUCUGUCGCAGGCACACUAGACGGUCGUGCUCUGGAGCGAGAGCUUGGCGCGUGUACGAAGCUCACGUCGCUCGACGUUGUGUGGAGCGAGGAGAAGGUCGAUCAAGACGAGUUUGACGGUCUCAUGGCCGCCAUUCUCGCCGCGUGCCCGCAUCUUUCGCAGCUGCGCAUCGCGUCCGAGCGUCGGAGUCGCUUGCGGCGCUGCAAUGGCCUUGUCACAUGGCUCACACAACCAACCGCGCGGGAAUUGAAACUCAUCAACACUGAUUUUGCGCCACGCCCCGCUAAGAUCUUGGCCCGUACGCUGCUCUCGUCGGCGAUGCUGCAUACGGUCAAGCUCACGCAAGUGCCAACGACGUCCGAAGCCUUCAUGGACCCAUCAUCGCCGCCGCUACCGUUGCAACUGCGCAAUCUGACCAUCGAGCGUGGCGGCGGCGGGGCCAACCUCGUGUCACGCGCGUUUCCGCCGUAUCUGCGUAAGCUCAAGCUGAUCAACGUCUCGCUGGCGAGCUUUCCGCCGCUACUGACGCUCAAGGCCCUCCAGCUGUGCAGCGUGAAAUUGACUGACGAUGCUGUCGCAGACAUUACGUCGUUGUUGGCAAUCUCGACACUGCUCUCGAGCCUUAGCCUUGCCGACUUGCCCGACGACCAACUCAACUCGAUCCUCUACGCUCUCCCGUGGUGGUUGAGUCGCCAGCGAAACGACUGCAUCGUGCGCCUCUGUCUCACGAAGAAGAGCGCCGAGCUACUUGUCCUGGCGAUGGCCUUGACACACAACACGCACACAGUGAAUUUUCUCGUCGACGGCGACGAUUCGCUCGAUCUUUCGGCGUGUCAGCGCCUCGUGACGGCCCUCGGCGCCACGUCGCGUAUGGAGCUCAACUUUACGACGCAUUGGACCAAGAAGCAGACAACAUUACUCGAGCAACACGCCGCGUUGCGCCGCGUGAAGAUGAACGGCUACCGAUUUCACUCGCCCAAGGCAACCCCGUGGAUGGCCAUAGCCUAGUUGCAACAGGCACUCCACGGUGGCGAGCGACCAAGUGGAGCGACGAUACGCGGCCAGUAAUGUAUGUUGUCCCCAACUUUUUUCUCGAGGAUCGAUGACCAGAAUAAGGCCAUGUCUCGCAACGAGAUACGUUUGCUCGACUGCAUUAUUUCUCACUCGUCCACAAUCCUGCCGACAACCAAACGAACUAGGACUUGGCAAAAACAUGCAUAAUGUUAUGUAACGUGAGAGAUGGCUGUACGCGGCGCCAGCCGCGGCGUGCGGCGUGGCGAGAGG
Saprolegnia diclina VS20 is the source of this 1730-nucleotide messenger RNA. RefSeq lists its product as hypothetical. Bases 36 to 1454 code for a protein of 472 amino acids. The record is from RefSeq and is a predicted model, not a curated record. The transcript has a single exon. Lineage: Eukaryota; Oomycota; Saprolegniomycetes; Saprolegniales; Saprolegniaceae.